Tachyglossus aculeatus (Australian echidna) is the source of this 891-nucleotide messenger RNA. It is a transcript of the gene AVEN, whose product is annotated as apoptosis and caspase activation inhibitor. Lineage: Eukaryota; Metazoa; Chordata; Mammalia; Monotremata; Tachyglossidae. The coding region runs from base 1 to 780 and encodes 259 amino acids. The record is from RefSeq and is a predicted model, not a curated record. Gene Ontology annotation, biological process: negative regulation of G2/M transition of mitotic cell cycle. The transcript is spliced from 6 exons.
AUGGAAGAAAAAGAUAAAUGGUUCCUGCCCCCAAUGAUCUCUCAAACAUACAAAGAGGCGCCAAGCGAUGUCAUAGCAGGUGUCCCCGGGGAUGAUGAGGAGGAGAAGGACAAGGACGAGGAGGAGGAGGAGUGGAGCGGUUUUUCCAAGCGAAAGAUCAUCUCCAACUGGGACCGCUACAAGGAUUCCGAGAAGGAGCCGGAGCCGGAGACCCGGAGGGGAGUCGAGUUCGGCGUCCUGCUCACCUCUGCCGGCGACUCCUUCUCUCAGUUCCGGUUUGCCGAGGAAAAAGAGUGGGAUUCGGACCCUCUCUUGCUGAAGCAGCUGGCACCGGCUGUCUUCAUGAACUGUGAAGCGUUGGCCGAAGCCCUGCAGCUUCUCCCUGUGGCGCUGCGGCUGAAUGUGGCAGCCGACCUGGUCCAGGAGGCCACCCCUCAAGAGCUCCCACAGGCCAAGAGCGUUGGCCACAGCCCGGGCCCACCCCAAGGCCAGCCCAAGGCACCCUGCCCGUCCCGAGGCCAGCCCAAGGCCCCCUGCCCACCAUUGGCACCGCCAGCCGACUGCCUGGAUGAGGAGCUGGACGUCCUGCUCCAGCUGGAAGCCCCCGUCACUACAGAAGCCACCCCGGCCCCUGCUGCACCUGCUCCUUCUGCCACCCACGAAGACAACGAGGAUGAUGCUCCUGCAGCUCCAGUGGAGUCAGAGCCGCCCGUGGCCCCCCCAACCAACAUCAUCAGCGAGGAGGAGCUGGAGGACUGGCUGGACAGUAUGAUCGCCUGAGCCCCCGCCCCCUGGGGAGCACCGCCACGCCCAGGAACCACUGCUGCCAUGGACAUGGCCAGAGUCAGGCCCCAAUAAACACCAAGGAUAGCAAGUCUGGGUCCCGCAUUC